UUGGCGGGCUGCGGACGUUCGUCAAAAACAUUAAAAUUAACAUUUAAAUUAAUUAAGAACCUGUGCAAGUGCAUAUUAUGAGCACUUAAUAUACAAGAUUUAAUAUACAUAUAAGAUCAAGUGAAAAGACUGUGAUAUAUAAUCAUUAAAGAUGAACCGGAAGCUGCAGAUUUUUUCCAAGCAUUUGCUCAGGCAACGCUGUGCGUUCAAAUCCAUGCGCAGUAUCUCCACGUCGAUGCCCAUCCUGAUCAGUCAUAGACACCAUGUGGGCAAAGAAUCCCUGAUCUAUCGUACCAUUGGCAACCAGUUGGAGCUCUCAGCAGCGGAAUUUGGAGACACGGAAGCCAUUGUCUCCUGUCACGAGGGCAAGCGUUACACCUUCCGGAGUCUGAUCCAGGAGGCGGAUGCUUUGGCGGCGGGUUUCCGCAAGCUGGGCUUACAGAGAGGCGACGCUGUGGGUCUGUGGGCACCCAACUACAUGCACUGGUACCUGGGCAUGAUGGGAGCAGCCCGAGCGGGUCUCACCUCGGUGGGCAUCAAUCCGGCCUUCCAGGGACCCGAGGUGGCCUACUGCCUAAACAAGGUCAAUGUGAAGGCCAUCGUUGCACCGGAAACCUUUAAGACUCAAAACUAUUACGAGAUCUUGAGGAGCAUCUGUCCGGAGCUGGCGGAUGCGGAUAACGGCAAGAUUCGCAGCGAAAAGUUCCCUCAUCUCCAAUCCGUGAUCAUUGACAGUAGCGAUGCCCUGAAGGGUGCCAUCCGCUUUGAUGAUCUCCUGGACAUGGCCAGCAAAUCGGAGCGCGAGGAAGUGGCCAAGAUCCAAAAGGAUAUCCUGCCCGAAUCCCCGUGCAACAUUCAGUUCACGUCGGGCACCACCGGAAAUCCCAAGGCGGCAUGUCUCUCCCAUAACAACUUUGUGAACAACGGCAUCCAUGUGGGCAAUAGGAAUCAACUGGAGGGUGAGAAGAUUUGCGUCCAGGUGCCAUUGUUCCAUGCCUUUGGCGUAGUUAUCACCAUCAUGGCGGGGCUGACCAAGGGCGCCACCUUGGUACUUCCGGCCGCUGGCUUCAGUCCCAAGGAUUCUCUGCAAGCAAUUGUCAAGGAAAAGUGUUCUGUUAUCCAUGGCACUCCCACUAUGUACGUGGAUCUGGUCAACACUCAACGGAAGCUUCAGGUGCCCCUCGGCAGGAUCAAGAAGGCCAUAACAGGAGGAGCCAUUGUGUCUCCACAACUCAUCAAGGAUGUGCGCCAAGUCCUUAACGUGGAAACAGUGCACAGUGUAUACGGUUUAACGGAGACCACGGCAGUCAUUUUCCAAUCCCUGCCUGGCGAUAGUGACGAUAUUGUGCUGAACUCGGUGGGUCAUCUGCAGGAUCACAUCGAAGCCAAGGUGGUAGAUGCCGAGGGCAGGUGUGUUCCGUUUGGCCAACCCGGGGAGCUGUGUGUUCGUGGAUACACCACCAUGUUGGGCUACCACGGAGAUGUGGAGAAGACCCGGGAAACGAUUGGCGUGGAUCAAUGGCUACGCACCGGGGAUCAGUUCAUCCUGGAGGAAAAUGGAUAUGGACGGAUCGUGGGCCGGCUCAAGGAGAUGAUCAUCCGGGGCGGCGAGAACAUAUUCCCCAAAGAGAUUGAAGAUUUCGUGAAUGCUCAUCCGCAGGUUAUCGAAGCUCAUGUGAUCGGUGUUCCAGAUGAGCGACUAGGCGAAGAGGUUUGCGUCUUUGUGCGACUGCAUGAGGGAGUUGAUCCCUCUUCCUUUACCGCGGAGUCCUUAAAGGCGUACAGUAAAGGCAAGCUGGCCCACUUUAAGAUUCCCAGGCAUGUGAUCACCGUCGAAACAUUCCCCAAGACCACCUCUGGCAAGAUCCAGAAGUUUAAGCUAGCGGAGGUGUUCAAGAAGAGUGUGGGCCAGGAACGCAAGUCCGCCAGAGCUUAGUUAUAGUAACAUAUUUUACUUGUAGCUGGAAACAAUAAAUUAAGGUUUUUUUAU
This is a messenger RNA of Drosophila serrata, 1990 nucleotides long. It is a transcript of the gene Acsf2, whose product is annotated as Acyl-CoA synthetase family member 2. The record is from RefSeq and is a predicted model, not a curated record. Gene Ontology annotation, biological process: fatty acid metabolic process. NCBI's taxonomy places the organism in Eukaryota, Metazoa, Arthropoda, Insecta, Diptera, Drosophilidae. Gene Ontology annotation, molecular function: medium-chain fatty acid-CoA ligase activity.